Molecule: messenger RNA, 2265 nt
Organism: Anguilla anguilla (European eel)
Lineage: Eukaryota; Metazoa; Chordata; Actinopteri; Anguilliformes; Anguillidae
Gene: eeig1a
Product: family with sequence similarity 102 member Aa
Exons: 12
Coding region: 791-1945 (384 amino acids)
Source: RefSeq, a predicted model, not a curated record
UUCUGAGACUAGAGUUGGAAUCACUGUCCACUCCACGCUUCAUUGCACGGUUAGUUAGCUGGGUCCUUAUUGAGACGGGAUAUCUCUAUAGUGGCCGUGCCAGGAUAACUCCCCGUCUUCAGCCGCCUGGUAGCUCCAGUUUUCUAAUCCACAGUUCUUCAUCCAAAUACCCCUCGUAUUCUUUCGAUGAGCGAAACUGCAUAAUAAGAAAUUCGACCAAGAUUUUCCUCCGCGGCAGUCUUUUUCAUUAGACCGCGAUCGGACCAGGCUAAUACUAUACAUUGGUUUAAUCUUUUGGGUAACGUUUGAUACUUGAACACGAAUUACUUGUGACUGUGGCGUAUAACGUUGGAUUAGCUAUCAUUAGGAACAGAUCCAGCGUUUGCUCGUAGUGACACGAAACAAUCGGUACGCUGGCAUCGAAUCAGUAACGAUAAUGCACACAACGGAAUGACUGAAGAACAUAGCAAGAAUCGGAUUGUUUUUAGUAUGUGACAGAAACGCAAACGGAAAGCGAAUGAUCCAGAGGUCUUCACUGAAUCAGCGGAGUGCGCAGUUAAGAGAUGCUGAACCAAAACCGAGUCUUCAAGAAAAAUUUCCAAGCCCCUGAUUAGAACCACCUCUUGUGUUUUAAGCUCUGAAUGCUACAAUCACUUUUAUUAUUUUUGCGUACAUAAUAAGUUGGGUAAUUAUAAAUAGAUUUUGUGUUGCCGUAUUUUUUAUUUUGCAAUAUUUCAGUUUCUUUAAAAUCAAACGGGGAUUUACUGAACUGUCACAGGGCUCUGCAUCAAUGGCAUUUUUAACGAAGAAAAAGAAGUUCAAGUUUCAGACUCAUUUUACGCUGGAGGAGCUAACGGCUGUGCCUUUCGUUAAUGGAGUUCUUUUCUGCAAGAUACGACUACUAGACGGAGGAGACUUUGCAAGUGCAUCGUCCAGAGAGGAGGUUCAGGAGAACUGCGUUCGCUGGAAGAAAAAGUUCUCUUUCGUGUGCAAGAUGAGCGCUAACCCUGCGACUGGCGUGCUGGAUCCCUGCAUCUGCCGGGUCUCUGUGCGCAAGGAACUGAAAGGAGGGAAGACCUUUUCAAAGCUGGGCUUUGCUGACCUCAACCUGUCGGAGUUUGCUGGUUCGGGCUCCACCGUGCGCUGCUGCCUUCUGGAGGGCUAUGAUACCAAGAACACUAGACAGGACAACUCCAUACUGAAGGUAACCAUUGGGAUGACCCUCAUGUCUGGAGAUCCUUGCUUUAAAACGCCACCCAGCACAGCCAAGUCCAUCUCCAUUCCGGGGCAGGACCACUCCCUGCAGCUGGACUGCAAGGGGGAAGGUACCGGGGCCACACCCACCCCCACCGGGGGCAUCACCACGGGACGCUCUCUGAAAUCCAGGCCUUCUGUUUUGAGCUCAGGUCUGCCAGAGGAACCAGAUCAGAACUUGUCCAGCCCGGAUGAGGUGUUUCACACGGGCCACUCCCGAAAUUCCAGCUACGCCAGCCAGCAGAGCAAGAUAUCAGGUUACAGCACAGAGCACUCCUGUUCCUCCAGCCUGUCGGACCUCACCCACCGCCGAAACACUUCCACCAGCAGCAGUGCCUCUGGGGGGCUCAGCGUGAGCGUGGAGGGGGCACCCGAGGGGGAGAGGGAGCCAGGCCGCUCCGAAAGACCCCCUCGCCCCCCACGCCCCGUCCUACCGUCCAAUAGACCCUCCAGGAGGAAGAAGGACUCGGUGGAGAGCCACCCCACCUGGGUGGAUGACACUCGCAUCGACGCAGACGACAUCGUGGAGAAGAUCGUUCAGAGCCAGAACUUUGCCGAUGUCAGCAACAAUGAAGACAGCAACCUGAGACUGUUUGUCAGCAGAGAUGGGACCACAGCCUUGAGCGGGAUUCAGCUGGGAAACAGGGUGUCAGCUGGCGUCUUUGAGCCGGUGGUGAUCGAGAGCCAUUAGAACACGUCAGUUUUCGUAAUGUGGUGGAGUUCUCACCAUUUUCCCCUCUCGCUGCCUCGCAUGGAGGCGAGACACUGAAGGAGGAAAAGGAGCCUGAGGCAUCCCUGUAUUGCGUGUGAGGAAUGCACCACUUCAGAGGGUUCAAGCGUCCCUAAGAUUAUCUCAAACAAACAAUUGGUCAUAUAUCCAGGUCUUCAUUUGCUGUUUGUCACAUAAAGAAUGUGGAGAAUAGCCAAAUAACCACUUGUUGUCUUUGAAUGCAAUGACUUGAAGGCUUACAUUCCCCCCCCAUGCUUGUCAGCAAACUGCUUAGCAUCCCC